This is a messenger RNA of Eublepharis macularius, 1878 nucleotides long. RefSeq names its product intraflagellar transport protein 25 homolog. The record is from RefSeq and is a predicted model, not a curated record. Gene Ontology annotation, biological process: intraciliary transport. Gene Ontology annotation, cellular component: plasma membrane; centrosome; cilium. NCBI's taxonomy places the organism in Eukaryota, Metazoa, Chordata, Lepidosauria, Squamata, Eublepharidae. The transcript is spliced from 7 exons. Gene Ontology annotation, molecular function: protein binding. Bases 361 to 864 code for a protein of 167 amino acids.
AAGCGAGGACGCCAUUUUUCUCUUUAGUAUAAUCCGGAUGUGGGUUGAAAACGGUUUGAGCCGCAAACAAGCAAUCCAAAAACGGCUUGAAGUGGGACCACUAGUCUUUUAAUUGCUGCACAGCUGAUUGAAAAUCGACAGCAUUGUCUCUUUCGGGUUGUUGUUGUAGAUGUUUUUAAAAAAGAAAAUACGAACAAGAAGUGUGUAUAAAGCAUAACUGAUACCUCACUCCAUUUUAAUAUACUAUUUAAACAACGCAGUAAACAUAUACACAUACAAGCAGAGGCGGAGUUGCUAAGCAACUAGGCAACAUUAGCAGUAAAUAGUUUGGCAAAUCCUGAUGAAGACUGAGAAGAGAGAAUGAAAUCGACAGACUUCUGUCUCAGUACUGAAGGAGCAGAUGUUAUUCUAGCAACAUCAAGUGAUGAAAAAUACCCUCCAGAAAAUAUCAUUGAUGGACGACCUGAAACAUUUUGGACAACAACUGGGAUGUUUCCACAAGAAUUUAUUAUUUGUUUUCAUAAAUGUGUUAUUAUAAGCAAACUCACAAUCCAGUGUUAUUUAGUGCAGACAUUACGGAUUGAAAAAAGCUUAUCUAAAGAUCCAGUAGAUUUUGAACAUUGCAUUGAAAAAGAUUUCAACCUGAGGCAUCAGGUUUCAUGUACACUGGAACCAGAAGAUCUGCUAUCUUCCUGUUUGCCUGGCCAACCAGACCUGGAAUAUAAAGAAGGGGAGCUUCAAACAGAAGAAUUUUCUUUUCCUGAGUUCCAGGCUACACACCUGAGAUUCAUCAUUUUAUCUGCCUUUGAUACUUUUGUGUCAGUUCAUAGAGUAAUGACAGAAGGAAUAGCACAAGAUGUUUAAAAUCAAAGUAUAAGAGCUGUGAUCAGAAUAAUAAUAAUAAAAUGGUUUCGAUCUUUUCUGUAUGUUAAGUAAUACAUGCUUUGCAUUAAAGAAUGUUUUGCAAAAUGAGUCUUUUAUAUUAUUUUGCUAUAGAAUUGUUUCUUCAGUCAGAAAGUUCUGAAACAAAAUAUGCUUAUACUACUAAAUACAUCUUGCUUUCUGCAAGCAAAUAUUUUCACAGCUCCUCACUCAUAUGUUGAAGCAUAUGAAUGGAGAAGUCUGCAUUCUGGACUUGCCCCAGUUUGAGUUCCUAACACAAAUUGCUCCCUUUCAUAAUUUGUGGCUAUUUCAAGUGUGUGAAUUAUUAAACCAAUAUUUUGUCUGCUAAGUUUUGGACUAUGCUGCGCUGUUUAAAACGAAGAAUGUAAACAUGUUGUGUUAGAUUUAUUUAGAAAUCCAGAAUAUGGUAUACUGCGUGUAUGAGAAUGAUCAACUUUCUAUGCAUUGGAAGUACUUUAAUAAUUUUGAUACCACCAUUGUAUGUAUGUGAAGUUCAAGGAUCUUUGUAUGCAGAUUGAUAUGUAUUCAUAUCAUAAAGAACUAUUUGACUAGUUGCAGAUUGUCAGAGGUUUCUGCACUUUAUCAAACAGCUGCCUUUCAUGUCAAGUGGCAAUUUGUCUUUGCAACUGAGGAGAGUUCUGCUGUUCAGAGUAAAAGGUUAAAAUCACACUAGGUUCAUAGAAACAUUUGGUUACACUUUAAGUGACUGUGGAUCCUGGCUAAUGUCAUUUACUCUUGUUAUGAAGACUGAUCCAUUAUUGACUAAAAUAUUCAAGAAACUGUCUUCUAAAAGGGAAUGGUGAGAAAUGAACAAAUAUGACCAAAAUUUACAUUGCUUUUUCCAAGUUCCUUGAGUUGAUAUUGGCCUGAGCUGAAUGCAUGUUAAAUAAUGUUUUUACAUUACUUGCAUGAAAUUCUCCCUGAAUGUUAUCUGUGGUUCUUUGCAAGAAACAAAAGUAAAACUACCACCCAGUA